Molecule: messenger RNA, 1046 nt
Organism: Limulus polyphemus (Atlantic horseshoe crab)
Lineage: Eukaryota; Metazoa; Arthropoda; Merostomata; Xiphosura; Limulidae
Exons: 2
Coding region: 9-1046 (345 amino acids)
Source: RefSeq, a predicted model, not a curated record
UCAAGUGUAUGAGACGUUCUUCAUUACUCAGUAUGUUACAAGUUAAUCAGCACAUAGCAAGUAAUAUGUUACAAGUUCAUCAGCACAUAGAAAGUAAUACGUUACAAGCUAAUAAGCACAAAUCAAGUAAUACGUUACAAGCUAAUCAGCACAUAGCAAGUAAUACGUUACAAGCUAAUAAGCACAUAUCAAGUAAUAUGUUACAAGCUAAUCAGCACAUAGCAAAUAACAUGUUACAAGCUAAUCAGCACAUAGCAAGUAAUACGUUACAAGCUAAUAAGCACAAAUCAAGUAAUAUGUUACAAGCUAAUCAGCACAUAGCAAGUAAUACGUUACAAGCUAAUCAACACAUAGCAAGUAAUACGUUACAAGCUAAUAAGCACAAAUCAAGUAAUAUGUUACAAGCUAAUCAGCACAUAGCAAGUAAUACGUUACAAGCUAAUCAACACAUAUCAAGUAACAUGUUACAAGCUAAUAAGCACAUAUCAAGUAACAGGUUACAAGCUAAUAAGCACAUAGAAAGUAAUACGUUACAAGCUAAUCAGCACAUAGAAAGUAAUACGUUACAAGUUCAUCAGCACAUAGAAAGUAAUACGUUACAAGCUAAUCAGCACAUAGCAAGUAACAUGUUACAAGCUAAUCAGCACAUAGCAAGUAAUACGUUACAAGCUAAUCAACACAUAUCAAGUAAUACGUUACAAGCUAAUCAACACAUAUCAAGUAACAUGUUACAAGCUAAUAAGCACAUAGAAAGUAAUACGUUACAAGCUAAUCAACACAUAGCAAGUAAUACGUUACAAGCUAAUAAGCACAAAUCAAGUAAUAUGUUACAAGCUAAUCAGCACAUAGCAAGUAAUACGUUACAAGCUAAUCAACACAUAGCAAGUAAUAUGUUACAAGCUAAUAAGCACAUAUCAAGUAACAUGUUACAAGCUAAUCAGCACAUAGCAAGUAAUACGUUACAAGCUAAUCAGUACAAACCAAUUAAUAUGUUACAAACAGUCACCAUGCACCAAUUAGCACGUUACAAAUCAAUCACAACAUAA